CACACCACUUUCGCGAACCUCCCCAAGAUGAAGCAGUCCACCGUUUGCCUUCUCCUCGCCGUGCUUCUGUGCUCGUCCGCCGUCGCGGACGCUUUGGUGUUGACUUACGCGUCGACCUGUGCCAGAUGCAAAUCGAUCGGAGCUUCGAGCUGCGGGUAUGGGGCGCAACGCAAGGGAGUUUCCUGCGAUGGACAGAGGCGAAUUAAUAGCUGUGCGGACUGCCAACGAUAUGGUGGAAGGUGUGUUACAUCAACUAUAACGGAGUGUUUUGUGUGA
Anopheles coustani is the source of this 276-nucleotide messenger RNA. RefSeq lists its product as uncharacterized. Bases 28 to 276 code for a protein of 82 amino acids. NCBI's taxonomy places the organism in Eukaryota, Metazoa, Arthropoda, Insecta, Diptera, Culicidae. The transcript has 3 exons. The record is from RefSeq and is a predicted model, not a curated record.